UCUCUUCCCUCCAUCACCAUGUCCUCGGGUCCACUCACCCCGCCGCCGUCAACAGAAACGGAGAUCGAGGACGCGGCGCGCACAGUCGGCUCCCCCGCCCCAGCAGACUCUGCGUCGACCGCGGCAUCAGCGGCAUCGCUCACACCCGACGCGUUCACUCGCCUCUUUCCGCAGAUCGCGAGCUUCGCUACCGAGGGGGACUACAGUGCGCUCAUACGCACGGCAGAGGCACACGAUAGCUCGUCGGAGGACGAGCGCCAGCCGACCCGAUUCUUUCUGACUGCGCCACUCGUCCUGGCCUAUCUCAUCAACGACGAUAUGUGCGUGCCCUCCACCCGCGCGCUGUGCCCUCAUACGCCUCCCUGCUGCACUCCAAUCCGCCCCUUCAGCAACCAGCUUUUUGGACUCGUUGCGUCUGUGUCUGAGAGGAAACACACUAAUGUGUAUGCCCGCGCGCAAAAAUUAGUCGAGUUCGUGGGACAGGCGGAUUUCCUUGACCAAUCGCUCGGCGCUGUGUUGAGUAAUAUGCUCGCUGCAUUCCUGAACGCGUUCCGCCAAAGGAUCUUCAAACUCCUGCAGAGAGCAUACAUGAGCCUACCGCUGUCAUUGGCCGAGAAGUAUCUUGGGAUGUCGUCCGACGAGGUGCUCAGUGCUGCUGCGAGCGGCGGCUGGUCAUACGACUCUUCGACCCAGAUCUUAACGCCUGCUGUCAAAACUGUGUCCGCUGCUCCAGCUCCGGUCUCCACACUCAGCACUUUCGGCUUCGUGUCCAGCAGUGUCGCCAAAUUGGAGAUGUAGAAAUCUUGUGUCAUCCAAUGUACAUGUGUAUUCUAGCCAUACUUACAGAACCUGCUUUCUUGCUGAUAGCUCUUGCGA
This is a messenger RNA of Mycena citricolor, 876 nucleotides long. The record is from the annotation of a GenBank genome assembly. NCBI's taxonomy places the organism in Eukaryota, Fungi, Basidiomycota, Agaricomycetes, Agaricales, Mycenaceae.